Messenger RNA from Adelges cooleyi (spruce gall adelgid), 1603 nucleotides. RefSeq lists its product as uncharacterized. The coding region runs from base 169 to 666 and encodes 165 amino acids. The transcript has 9 exons. The record is from RefSeq and is a predicted model, not a curated record. Lineage: Eukaryota; Metazoa; Arthropoda; Insecta; Hemiptera; Adelgidae.
GCUUACUAAUUUGUGUACUUAAAAAAGUAAAAACCGAAGAAAAAUAUCAUUUUUCAACUAACGGUUUUGUUAUAAACUGUAUUUCGAUCCAUUACUGUGUAUUUUUAUACACUUUGAAUACUAUUUAAAUAUAAUAUAGUAAUUAUAAAUACUCCGACUAUAGGAAUUAUGAUGUCAACUUCUGGACCAGAUAUGAGCCAAAAAUCGAAAAAAAGCGUGAUCACACAUUCUAGUGAAUACACAAUGGACCAAAACUCACAAUUGGGUUUUUCAAGUAUCGAUGAAGUGAAAAAUGCGGCGCCAAUUGAAAUUGAUGAAACAUACGAUUGUGAUGAGCCCAUGAUGUUUAUAGUAGACGGAAAUGUUCUUUUGAGCUCAGAAGUUACCAUUGAUGAUGAAAUGAAAAAUGAGGCACCAAUUGAAAUAGAAGGAACAGUUGAAUAUUUCUAUGAGAACACAAUACAUAUACAGAAAGAAAAUGAUAUGCUGAACACACUUACCAAUGUAAAUGAAAUUACCAAUGAAGCGAUUAUAAUUGAUGUAAUUAAUCAUCUAACAAAAACCUAUGAACAUUCGGACAAAUAUCAAUGCGACAUGCAAUGUGGAUUAAUAAUUGUGUCCCCGAAUUGGCUGGCAAAAACGUCAUCGUUGAAGAUGUUCAGAUAAUAUGUCAGAAUGAUUUUGAAGACAAAAUGUUCCUGAAUGUUAAUCAUAAAAACAGGUUAACGGAUAAUGCUGUUCCUACCCUCUUUAACGGACUAACAAUUAUUGGCUUUAGAUGACAUACUGGCUAAACGAGUAAGUCACAACGAGAUGGCGUCAUUUGAAUUUGUCUGCACCUUUUUGUCAGUUUAGAUUACUAGAAAAAACGACACCAUUGGACAGGUCAUGCAAGUAACAAACAGCUUGGUGGAAGAGAAAUGCGAUUUGUGUCUAGAGUCGUUUACGUCUAAAGAGGGAUUGAAACAUCAUAUUACAACAUCACACAACGGUAUUCCUGCAAUCGAUGUAGGUUCAAUGAAACAAAAAGAAGAAAAUAGAAUUGUAUUAUUUCAGUAGUGUCAAUCAUACGACUAAUGAAGUGACCAAAGGAAAUACCGAAAACAUCAGCCAACGCUACAAUUGUGAUGUGUGCUAUAAAGAUUUUUCUUAUAAAUUGACCCUUGCAAACCACAGACGCAUGCACACUGGUGAAAAGCCUUAUAGCUGUGAUAUUUGCUUAAAGUCGUUGCACAAAACACAAACACUCGCACACUGGUGGAAAGAUGGCUCACAAAUGUUAUGUGUGUUUAAAAUCAUUUUCUCGAAAAUCCCAAUUCGCACAACACGGAUGCGUGCCCACUGGGCGAUAGGCCCUACAAAUGUGAUUGACCGUUAUUCAUUUGAUCAGUUUGUAAAUAAAUUGCAUUAAGUAGAGUAAUUGUAACUCGAUAGGCCAUGUAAGUGCAACUGCUAGUGUUUAAUCGAUGCUCUUUAAUUUUAAUUAAAUUUUACUACAAUCAUUAGAUGUGUAAGCGAUUUAACGUAAACAAAAACAAAAAAAAUGUUUUUUGUAAUUAAGUUGAUGUAACCAUCUUAACAAUGCAGACUUUUUUUUAUUGAA